Chelonia mydas (Green sea turtle) is the source of this 9638-nucleotide messenger RNA. RefSeq names its product maestro heat-like repeat family member 5. Lineage: Eukaryota; Metazoa; Chordata; Testudines; Cheloniidae. The coding region runs from base 508 to 1647 and encodes 379 amino acids. Gene Ontology annotation, cellular component: cytoplasm. The transcript has 17 exons. The record is from RefSeq and is a predicted model, not a curated record.
AGGGUGUCCCUUCUGGUAUCCGCUCCAACUGUGACGAAGGUUGUUCCUCUCUCCUCCCUCCACCCGUUUUGUUCCGGUUUGCCCCGCCUCUCUGACAGUCUGGGACUGCUUGUAUUGAUCAGCAUAAAAAGCAAGACUUCCUGCUGAAUCCAUUUUUUUAUCCCAUAAACACUGCUUUCUAUCAUCCUUGGACAUAUUCAGGAAUUGCUCCUGUAUUAUCAAAUCCCGUAUUCCUCCAAAGCUAGUUACAUCCUGUCCAUUGAGCCAUUUCUCAAACAGAUCUGUUAUCUGCUUUACAUAAGCCACAUUACUUAGCCCAGGUCCUCUCUUAAGGGCUUUCACUUUUACUCUGUAAGUUUCAGGUGUAACUUGAAAUUGUUUUAAAACCAAACCCUUGGAUUUAUUAUAGUUCAAAGCCUCCUCAACCGGCAUCUUAUUGAAUAUAUCCAGAGCUCUUCCAGGCAAUUUUGCGGCCGAUCUGGUCAUCUUGUGAGCUUCAGGGAUUUGAUGGAGUGUGCACAGUCUCUCAAAGAGACCCUCAGUGCCCAGCUGGAGGAGGAGGAGGAGGAGGAGGAGGAUGUGUCCCCUGAACAAGACACCAUCAGGGUCAUCCAGCAGCACCUCCAGGGCAGAGCUGAGUGGGUGGAGGACAGGGCCAAACAGCUCCGCUUCCUCCAUGCUGUCCCACGUCUGUGCUUCUCGGCACAGCAGCAGGGGUGGGACACUCUGGAGCCGCACUUCUCCAAAGCGGCCCUUGUGGAGAGCAUUGCGGAGCUGAUUGAAAAUCUGCCCAUGGCAUCUGAGCCGAGCUCCAUCGUCUCCAGCUCCAUGGCCGCGGUUUGCAGCCUCAGCAAACUGAAGCCACCACUUGCCCUGGAGCUGGAGUCACGCCUCCUGCGGGCUCUACUCUACACUAUUUUUACCAUGGGCACUGGGCAGGACACCACCCACUUCCAGGCUCUGCACAACACCUACUUAGAGAGCCUGGACAGCAUGCUCGGGGGCCUGCUGGCAGAGACCCCCACCACGGACAAGCUGCAGCACCUCUUGGAGCACCUCCAUUUCUGGCUCGACUCCAGAAACACCCAGGAGAGAGCUAGGGCCAUACGGAGCAGCGCUGCCCUGCUCCGAUUUGCCACCUCCCUCUCCGGAUUUGACACCUCCUCCGAUUUCCCCAAGGCGGGAAACUUUGUGCUGCAGCUGGGUCUCUGCAUCUCUGACCCAGCCGAUGACAUCAGCCGGCAAGCCAGGGAUGGGAUCUAUUGGCUGCAGAGGCUCCUGCUGCAGAGGAGGGGGCUGAACAUCAGAGAGGAGAGCGAUCUGUGGUGUCGGGACGGGCUCCAAGACACCGAGCGCCUGGCGUACAGGAACAUGGCCAGGGUGGGGGAGGUCUUUGGAGAGAUCUUCACGGAAGGCCAGAAAAGAUCUUUCCUCCAGGCAGCGCUUCUGGCCAUACAUGACCCCGAGAUCCGUGUCAGCCAGGCUGGGCUUGUGCUGACAUAUUCUAUCCUGGGGGAAGCCGGCCAGCUGAUUGGGAACGAGCAGGAGGACGUGACAGCGACGAUCAUGGCGCACCUGUUCUACAUCCGGUGCCUGCGCCAGGUGCCCAAAGCGCUGCAGGGGCUGUGCUCCGUGGGACAGCCUUGAAGGGCCCCCCCUUCCCAUGCCCAGAAGCUCCCACUCCCUGCCGCAGGAAGGGAGUCCCCCGAUUAGGGGUCUCUAGGGAUCCAGCUGGGCAGUGCCUAGGAGAACCUGUAAGUCAUCCUGGUUCCCGCCUGCAUGCACCACCCUGUCCUGCCCUGCCCUCCGGUUCUUCACUGUUGACUCUGGUUUGACCCUUGGCUCCGGUCUCUGAUUAUGACUUUGGCGUGACCCUUCUUGGCUCCAGAUGUUGCCUGCCCACCUUGAUUCCAUAUCUCCUUGCCCUUCUUUAGCCCCGCUCCAGGCCCUCCACUGACCCGCUCCAGCAUUGCCUUCUCCUCCUGAUCUUCCCCAACCACUCGGACGUUGACUACCCGGCUUUGACCCUCGGCCUGUAUCUGGACUCUGGCUUGACAUUGACUUGGCUGAUCUUUGCUCUCUGACUACCGGGCUAUGACCUUUGGCAUGGAUUUAGACUCUGGCCCUGGUUCUGCUUCUGCUUUGUCGAUGGACUCUGAUCUCGGUUUUGACCCUGGUGUGUCCCUGGACCUUGAUUCUAGCACCACUCUUAGCCUCGGCACAAUCCUGCACCUUGCUGCGACCUGCGCUCCAACCCCUGGGCAUCAUUAUCAGAUGCAGUACGUGACAUUAGGUGGUGCAACUUUUUGGAGAAAAGCAGGCUCUCCGCAAGUCAGUGGCCUGUAUGCAACAGGGACACACCACACCAGGUGUGAACCAGGGCCUCACUACAUGAGCCUGGCCCGAUGAUGUCCCUGCUGGAGUUGCGCAAUGGAAAUGACUGAAAAUGUCGGGGUUCCUUGAACCAGCCUCUGCCCCUGGACCUACUCCACCUUCUUGACUCGGACACCCGGCAUUCCUGAUCAAUACCCGGAUUACAUGGAUACCUUUGAAAGAAAUGGGGACUCGUUGCCUCUGCACCGGGACUAUGACUGCCCUCUUGACCUGCAACCUUGGUUGAAAGUUGCCUUCACCAGUAUUUACACAUCGGUGGAACCAGAAUUAGUGGCUCUCCCUGCGUACAGGCCUGAAUACCGGUCCUAAGAGUUUAUGAGCAAAUAAGCGUUUCCCACAGGUGCCCAGGCCCUUUUGGGGAAGAAGAAAUGUGGGACUCUACUAUGUCUCUCUUUAGACAAUCAGCCCCUGAAAAAAAGGAUCGUUUGGAACCAUAACCCCCUGUUGGGAAUCCCACAAUUGUUGGCUCGCAGGAAAUCUGCAAAGUUGUUCAUCAAACUUCAUCUGUGAGGAUUUCCAAUCUAACACUCAUUUGGGCAGGGGACAAAUGGAAGGCAGAUUUCAAAGCACACUAUGGACAUUUUAACUGUCAGACAUGCGAUUUGAGCUAACUAACGGUCCCCUGCCCUUGCAACACUUCAUCAGUGAUGUAUUUGGGGCCAUUGUGGAUCCGCACAGUGUCAUCUAUUCAGGUGACAGACUUCUUUUUUUUGAGAACCGAGAGCAGCAUGCGCACCACACCUGAACCUGGAGAGGUUUCGGCAGCAUGGUCUCAGCACAGAAUUGGAAAAGCGUACCUCCGGCCAACUCUCCACAGAGUUUUUGGGGUACGUCCUCUCCCCGGAAAAUGUUACGAUUGAUCCAAAUAAGGUGGAAGCCAUUCAUAGAUGGGACGAAGUUUGAAGUCCUCAAGAAGACCAUCGUUUCCUAGACUUCACCUGCUUUACUGCUGCUUCGGCCCAGGGUUCUCAGAGCCAAUAACCCCCACGAGAGCUCUCCUCCACAUAAUGGCCACGUUCGUUUGGUCACCCAAGUUCCAAAAAGCCCGCAAACAGCUCACAACUGCCUUCACUACUGCACCUAUUUGGAGGCUCAGCGCUCAUCCUGGAAGUAGACGCAUCUACUAUGACCACCAGGGCCUGCUUCAUUUGCUGGUGCCAGAUGUGUGCUGAAAUUCAGACUUAGCUUGACUGAGGUGACUUCUGCGCUUUCACCAAGGCACCACGCACCAAACUCCUUGGCAUUUCAGGCCUCUGGAGACCCUGCCCUGGCCAUGGGCAGCCAUUGCCAGGAAUUUUACCGAAUCAAAUGGCCACAUGAUGGAACUGACUCUCAUAGAUCACCUGACCACGAUGGUGCGCUUCAUCCUCUUCUGAACAUGUACCAUCGAUUGAGAGGACAGAUCAGUUCCGAAUUUGCAAAGGCCAAUGAAACCUUUAUUUUGCUAAAUGUAGAUUUCCCACUGAUUUCAUGUCAUGCUACAAAUGACCUCUCCGAAAUUCCCAGCUAUCGACCUGGGUCAACAAAUCCAUCACAUGCAAGAAGAAUGAAGGGAGCCCCUUCAGGACAGUAGGAAGGAGUUCAGAUACUGUAUGGACUGCUGAUGGCUCUGGGAUCUGUCCAUGUCGCCAACAGCAAUGCAGCCUGCAGCUGGCCGGGCUUGGGGAGCCAUGACCUCAUCCUGUGAAAUCGAGAAGUACUGGCUCUCAGGGAUGCUUAGAUGGAAAACCACACACCCCACCCGGAGGUAGGAGCCACCCAUUCCCAGGUUGUCCUGAGGAGCCACAAUUCCUCCAGGAGCUGGGGAAGGGCACAGUGAUCAGUUUAUCUAAAGGUAGGGAAGGAUCGUGUAAGGAGAAGGUCUAAGAGAGAAGGAGCAUGAGCUACUCUCUGUAUAUGGGCGUGGCAGGGCUCAAGAGAAGGGACAGGGGCUGUUAGAGGGCAAUGGUGAGGUACAAGGGGUGUCAGAGGUGGGGGCAAGGCCUGAAAAGUUCAGAUACAUUAGAACAAUUGUGCCAGAGAAUCACCGGUUGAGGUGACUGAAAGCUCUGAACUAGGGCUGGCCAAAAUCAUCCUCCUCAGAUGGGAACAUCCCAAAAGUCUGCAGAAGCUCAGCCUCUGAGGUGAACGUUGUGGCCCCAACCUCUCUCUGCUCUGUACCUCACAGGAUUCCCACUGGCUGUUCCAAUCCAGGAUGAAAACUAUGCCACCGAAGUCUCACAGCACCUGGGCAGUGAAGUGCCACUUAAACCCGCUGUGAUGCACAGACCUUGCCCUGGCUGUCUGCCCAGGGCUGAAUUUCACCCAUUCAGAGUGUGCUAAGCAGAUGCUACCCUGUAAUAAGAGGAAACAGAAGCAAAAACUGAAAGAAUGUUACUUAAACCAAUGAACAGAUGCAGAGAGUGGAAACACAGCAAAGCAAACAAAUGGAUCCUGAUCCCCAAAGGAGGUGUGAGGAUCUUCGACUCUAAUGUCUGCAAGAAGCUUCAGCCACCUUCACAGGGUCGGACUAGCCGUCCAUUGCAGAGGUGAAGACCAGAUGGGAGCUGCUGGAUUGACCUUGAUGUGCCAUGUCCUUGUGUGGAUGAAGGACCUACAUCUCAGGGAUGGCCAGCAGCAGAUGUACCAUGUGUCCAGGAAUAGUCUGAACACCCUACACUGACAGAUCUCAGCCGCUCAGCAGAAUGCAGGAGAGCCGAGUGCUGAUGGGCUAGAGGGGUCACAGGAGUCACCGUGCAGCAGCUGUGGUGUCUGCAGUCAGCAUGGGCCAAACCCUGCGCUCCAGGCUGUUUCUCUGGAUUGCGAAGGGGAGUUUGGCUUGGGGAAUCGGUUGCUGGUGCCUGUGUCCACAACUGGGAUGUUUUCAGGAGGCUACUCAAUGGUCCAUGAAGCGCCAUCCAAGCAAGUGGAGAAUGGACAUUAAAGAGCGAGGCUGGGACCUCCGCGGAGCUGCUGCAGUCCAGCAUCCACAGCCAGAAGAGAGACAAUGGGAAAGGUACUGAGAUGGCUGGCCACAGCAGCAGCCGCUGUGCUGGAGGAAGGAGGGCACAAGAGACAUAACAGGCAGGCUGCUGCUUACCUGAACCCACCUGAGGAGAACAGGAAGUCAGCUAAGGUAGUAGGAGCCAGUUAGGCCCUUAAGACGCUGAUAUCUUCCCUCACUCAGGCCCUGCUACCAGCCUGCUUAUUUGUCCCCUUCAAUUGAGUCUUGAGAGCCACUAUAGCUGGCACAGAACAGCAGUCGUGAGUGAAAGAAGAAAACGUCCCUCUGAGGCAGCAUUCAGAAAAAGAGAAAAGCUUCUUUUGCUUUCUUUAUCUAAGCAGGAAGGAGCUCUCCUGAGAUACGUAGACACAAAUGUUCAGGGUGAGCCUUCCGGCCCCAGUGAGGAUGUGAGUGGUGAGGAGAUGCCUGAUCUUCCAGUUAGUCAGAGUGCAGGUGACCUGGCAGCUACUGCAGCAUCCAUAUCUGCAUCUCCAAUGGAUGUAACCAUGCACGUUCCUGAAGAAAAGUGUAGAUCAGAGAAGAGUGUGGUGGAGGCGCACGAUACUGCUGCUGCUGAGUUGAAUUCCUUGAGUCUAGAUGAUCCAGGACUGUGGACCCACUUGAGCAGUAGCCUGAGGGACUUCCUUGUACUGCAUGGGCCACAGCAAGUGAAAAACUUCAUGUUCCCAAAAAGACAAUGAAAAUAGUAGUUCCCAUCCAACACAUUACUGGCAUGAAAUCCCCAAUGGUGACAAAGUGGAGAGGCCACGGCUUAUGUAUUCAAAAAUUGAGAAUACUGCAUUCUAAUGUUCCAGCCACGUUGGGUUCUACAGAAACAAAGGACUGGAAAAAUCUGGCUAGAAAUCUGGCAUGCCAUGAGAAGGCAGCAAAUCACCAGAGAGCAUUCCAUAGAUGGAAAGAGCUUGAGAUGCGACUAAGGUUAAAGGCCACCAUAGAUGAUCAGCAUCAAGAGAAGAUUGCAUCAGAGUCUCUUUCCUGGCAAAAUGUUCGGAAAAGGCUCCUUGCCAUUGUGAGAAUGCUUGCUACCCAAAACCUAGCACUGCGUGGCAUUUCAGAUCAGCUGUAUGUGCCAAACAAUGGAAACUUCCUUAAAAUUGUGGAGCUGAGUUUGGUGCUGUACUCCAGGAGCUUCUAAGAAGUGUCAUCACCCAAGAAAUGUACACACACUACUACCUUGGAAAACCAUUCAAAAUGAGAUCAUUCAGUUACUGGCAACAAAAGUCAAAUGGAUGAUUGUGGGAGAUCUUAAGUCAGCAAGAUAUUACCCUGUUAUUCUGGACUGCACACCUGACAUCGGCCAUACGGAACACAUGCCUUUAAUGGCGAGUGUUGUGUGCAGGCCACAGAAUCUCACCCACCCACUCCUGCAAUAAACCUCUCACCUGCGUCUGAGCUACUGAAGUCCUCAAAUCAUGGUUUAAAGACUUCAAGGUGCAGAGAAUCCUCCAGCAAGUGACCCGUGCCCUAUGCUGCAGAGGAAGGCAAAAGAACCCCAGGGCUUCUGCCAAUCUGCCCUGGGGGAAAAUUCCUUCCUGACCCCAAAUAUGACAAUCAGCUGAACCCUGAGCAUGUGGGCAAGAUUCACCAGCCAGAUACUACAGAGAAUUCUUUUCUGGGUAACUCAGAUCCCAUCCCAUCCAACAUCCCAUCCCAGGCCACUAGGCCCCAUCUACCACAAAUAGUCAAAGAUCAAUUAAUUGCCAAAAUCAUCUUAACCCAUCAUACUAUCUCCUCCACAAAUUUAUCAAGCUUAAUCUUGAAACCAGCUAGGUCUUUUGCCCCCACUGCUUCCCUUGGAAGGCUGUUCCAGAACUUCACUCCUCUGAUGGUUAGAAACCUUCGUCUAAUUUCAAGUCUAAACUUCCUGUGGAAGUAACAAAAAGGGAUUUAAGUGCAGUCAUCUUAGUUCUGUUGAAAAGAAAGCAAAAGUCAGGCUAACUCUAAUUCAAAACUUAUAAAGGCAAAACUGGUAAGCGUAUAAAAAUUGCAAAGCAAAGCUGGUUUUAACCUUGCCUUACAAUAACAAUAAAAUGUAAUUGUUUAACAUUUUUUGCUACAAAUAAAAUAUAAAAAAGUAUAAACAAAACAAAGCUUUAUUAUAACAUAAAUAAUAAAAAGCCAUAAAUACUUGCUUUACAUUUUUUAUACUUUAAAAAUUUGCGUAAGGACACUCUGUCCAAACGGACGUCUUCCUUCUUGCAAUUGCCUAAAAAUAAAACUGUCUCUAACUUGUUGCAUCCAAACUAAAAGUAAGAACUUGUUUUCUUCCACAAUUUGGUGCCGUGACUCGGAUAACGAUGCCUGGCUAAAACAGCAGCAACUACUACAAACCGUUCCCCUUCAAAGCCCAAAGCGCCAAACAAAAGGUAAAAAAAACCUUUAAAAAUCGAUACUGGGGUAUCAAAAAAAAAAAAACCCUAACCAUGGGACUGUCUGUCCCUUUGGGCUCACGCCAUGCAAACUUAUUUAUUGUGCAACAAGGCCAAAUGCAAAGAGGUGCUGAAAAACUUUUUUCCGCACCCCCAAUAUGAGGUUGAGGUCAAACCUAAUCAAUACUAAAAAUUUUUGCUGCCUCAAUAAGGUUGUAUUAUGUCCAAACAUAAAACAUUAAGGUUAUAGUUUAAAAAAAUGCAUCUAAAGAUAAAAGUAAAUAAAAUAAAAGUAAAUAAUAAAUGUGUAAAAAGUAAAUGCCGCUAUCGAGGUCUGGGACUUAAGCUAACUUCAGGCACACCAGGGCCCUCACUCUCUAAGUAAAAAAAGUUCUAAACAUAAGGGGGGAGGGGUCAGCCAAACCUCAUGACCCAGCAAACAGUGCAAAAAAGUAAAAGCCUUUCCUAAUUAUAAGCUGCUACCCCGCAAACCCUUUCCCUAAAGUAUGUAAAAAUCUUUUUAGCUUUUAAGCAGCUAACACAGCAAACAAAAUAAACUGGGAAAACUAUUUUAUAAGCCGCUAAGCGAACAAAAUACUCCCUUGUGUCAUUAAAAUUUUUACAUAACAAUCCCUCUAAACAAUUCCCACUAAAAGGUACCUUCAAUUUAAAUAAAAUCAUACACCUCAAAAAAAAAAAAAAAAGCUACAAAAACCUCCAUAAGUCUCAAGUGCAAAAGCUAAAAAACUCCCCCGCAAAUUAAAAACUCAAGUACAAAAUUUAAAAACUAAAUGUAAUGCAACCAAAUGCCUCCCUACCCAAACUAUAUUGUUAACCCUCUCAGCUCUUUCAUAUCCCCAAUUAGUUAAAGCUAAAUGCAAAAAAAAAAGGGGGGGGGGGGGGGAGGGUUAAUUUAAAAAGUCAGUUUGGCCUAAAAAUAAAAAAAGCUGCCCUGCAUUCAAAAAUCAAAAAACAGAGACCAAGCCAAGCAGAAAAAACUGCUUUCAGCCCCAGCUGGCUGUAAAAAAAAUAAUAAACACACAUAAAACAAAAAGCAAAUAAGUUGCAAAACGAAAAUUACCUUUGCAAACAUUGGCCGCCCGGUAAAACCCAACAGUCUGCCUUUGCAACCCUAAAGCCAGAAUGGUUUGAAAACGCUAAAAAGGCCACGAACAGCCGGCCUAAACUAAAAUACCAAGCAAAGAUCUAUAAAAGGAACGCCCCAAAAAACCCAGGGCAUAAAAAUCCCUCCCAAAAGGAAUAGCAAGUUACAAAAUUUUGCAGCAUACCUCUAAACAAUCUAUACACAAAACAACCUACCAUCCACCUCUCUCUCUCUCUCUCUCUCCUACCCCCAGGGCUGGCCAGCCCGGGCAGCGUGCGUACAUAUAUAAAAGUGGGUCAAGGUUUAAGUAUUAACGUUUUUUCUUCCUUUAAGUAACAUAAAAGCAGUUCCUACACUCACCACUGUGUUAGUUUAUUAAUAAAGAUUUAAAAUUCAGUCACAUGGUGUGUGCUCUUCAUCUCCGCCCCUGCGAUCCUGUGGUCUUAGCCUAAUUAACUAAGGCACAGGCAAACUGGUAACAAAAAAUCUGAGACAGUUUAAGAAAAAAGUGCACACCAUCUAUCUGUUUUAUCCUUGUUAUUUUACGUUUGCUUUGUUUGGCACUGUUGGUAUUAUAGGUUAAAAAUUGCAUAAUUAAAAAUAAGCCCCACUCUCCAUUGUAGUAUGCCUAAAAACCAAAAAAAAAAACAAAAAACGGUUUAGCAUUCCUCUCUCCACCCCGGGCUGCAAACAAAAGGUGCAGGUGGGUCUACCCCAAGUCAUAGCAAAACUAAGCUAUAAAAAAAAUUUAAAAAAUAUGUGUACC